CGUCAAGCUCGGUGCCGACGCCUGACGCCCGAGGCCUGACCCACGCCGCCAUCUGACCCGCGACCGGACCGCGCGACUGGGGACGACACAUCGCUGGCAGUCGAGUUCUACGCAGCGGAACGAGAGAGAAGACAACAGCUUACCAGGAUACGCAUAGAUCUACGGUGCGGGCUCGGCGCGGCGCGGCAUGGCUCCCAGCGGCCGAUACCUGCGGGUGGACGAGCUGGCCGACCCGUCCGACCUGUACGAGCUCGGCGACCGCAUCGCUGAGGGCACCUACGGAGAGAUCCACCUGGCCAGGGAUAAGGGCUCAGGGUGUCAUGUCGUCAUUAAGAUAAUUGAAAACACCGAAGAGAACUUCCCAGAUAUUGAAGAGGAGUACAGAAUACUGAAAGAUCUCUCCGUGCAUCCUAACAUCCCAAAACUUUACGGAGUUUUUAGGAAGAUCCAGAGCAAUGGUGUCGAACAAAUAUGGAUAGCAAUGGAGUAUUGCUCGGGAGGAUCAUCGACGGACCUGACCCGACGGCUCAAGGAGCAGGGUCAGCUCAUGCAGGAGGAUCAUAUCGCUUACAUCCUGUACCACGCCGCUCAGGCCGCCUGCCACUUGCAUCGGAACCACGUCAUGCACCGUGACAUCAAAGGGCAGAACAUUCUGAUCACGGCCGAGGGAGAUGUGAAACUUAUCGACUUUGGGAUCUCUCGCCACCUCAAGUCGACGAUGGGUCGGCACGGCACGGCCAUUGGCACCCCCUACUGGAUGGCGCCCGAGGUCAUUCUCUGCGACCAGCUGCCCGACAGCGAGUACGACAUCCGCGCCGACGUCUGGUCCCUCGGUACGUCUGGUCCCUCGGCGUUACAGGCGAUCGAGCUCGGGGACGGCGUGCCGCCGCUGGCCGACAUCCACCCGGUGCGAGCCAUGUUCCAGAUCACCCGCAACCCGCCGCCCACGCUGGCGCGGCCCGCCGACUGGAGUCAGAACUACCUCGACUUCAUCGUCGAAUGUCUGGAGAAGAACCAGGAGAACCGGCCGCUGAUGGAGGAGGUCAUCAGCCAUCCGUUUUUGGCCGAUCUUGAGCCGCGCCUGUCUGACAUCCGGGAGGAGCUGGCGGCGCUGGUCGCCGGCACCGGUCCGAGGCCCAGCCUCCAACCGGCCCCGGUCACGUCCAAGGCCGGCUAUCUGAGGACGCGGCCUCACUCCAAGUCGACGGAGAUCCUGCAGGACGACCUGGCUGCGCUGGAGGACGUCACAGAUGACGGCGUCCUGAACCUGCUGGAGAAGCGCUUCAACCGCGGCACGAUCUACACGUUUGUUGCUGAUGUCCUGAUCGCCAUCAAUCCAUUUUCGGAGACAGCACUCUUCGAUGCCAAGGCACACGACGCGUUCCGGUCACGCGCACGGUCAGACAACGCACCACACGUGUUUGCGGUGGCGGACCGGGCGCACCAAGACAUGGCCCACCACAAGAGGACGCAGACGAUCGUCUUUACCGGUGAGACCGGCGCCGGCAAGACCUUCAACGCCCACAUGGCUCUGGAGCACCUCUGCCACCUCGGCAAGCCCGGUGCUCGCCUCCAGAGCCAGCCGCUGGCCGACAAGGUGAAGAGCGCCCAGUUUGUGGUGGAGCUACUGGGCAGUGCUGCCACCAACUCCAACUCGGCUUCGACGCGCCAGGUGCGCUACCUCGAGACGACCUUUGCCAAGACAGGCCGGCUCAGCGGCGUCAUCGUCUGGGUGUACAUGCUGGAGAGGUGGCGCAUCGCCGACUCCCGACCGAACGACGGUACCUUCAACGCUCUCUAUGCGUAUUUCUACGGACUCAAGCAAAGUGGAAGAUUGGGAAUCUACAAGCUUCAGAAAAAAGAUAGUUACCGCUUCUUACCUAUGCAUCGCUACAUCGACCCGGCGGAGAGCGCGGAGAAGUUUAAGGAGUUUGAGCGCUCUCUGGACACGCUGGACAUCUCCAAGGACAAACAGGAGACCAUCAGGAAGGUGGUGGCUGCCAUCCUCUUGCUGGGAGAGGUCGACUUCGUGGAUGCUGAUGAUGGGGUCUCCAUUACCAACAAAGAUGUACUCAGCACAGUGUCGUUCCUGCUCUCGGUGGACGAGACGAAGCUGAGCUGGGCGCUGCGUCACCGCUGCAGCAUCGUGGCCGGUGACCCGGUGAAGGAGGCCAAGACGGCGGCGCAGGCGGUCGGCUCGCGGGACGCGCUGGCCCGCCUCCUGUACGGCCGCCUUGUGGACAGCGUCGUCAACUGGACCAACGCCGCCUUCACGCUCACGCGCCUGCUGUUCGGGGAGACCAACUCGGUGGGGAUCCUGGACAUGUAUGGCUUCGAGUGUAGAAGCACGAACUACUUGGAGCAGCUGGUGGUCAACGCCUUCAACGAACAGAUCCAGUCCUUCUACAACCAGUCGGUGUUCCAGUGGGAAAUGGAGGACUACCGCAAUGACGACCUGGAGGCGCCGUCCUUCCACUUCGUCGACAACAGCGCCACCAUUGACAUGCUGAUGAAGAAGGGACAAGGCCUGCUGGCGGUGCUGGAUGAGACGACGCUGUCAGCAGACUCUUCCGACGAGAAGCUACUCGAGACGUGUCGCGAGAGCGUGGAAAGUCGCCAUUUCAUUCCCGAGAAGGAGGGCUUCAGCAUUGCCCACUACGCCGGGAAGGUUUCCUACUCCAAGAAGGACAUCGUGCAGAAAAAUAAGGACCACCUGGACCCAGAGUUGUUCGACACAUUGCGCCAGUCGGAGGACCCGUUCGUGGCGCCCAUGUUCCUGCUACCACUCACCAAGACGGGCAACUUGACCAUGGACCGGGACCAGGCGCAGAGGGAAGCCGGCGGCAAGGCCAAGGUCUCCGAUGACGGCACCGGCAAUAAGCGGUUCGACACGCGGUCGCGAGGCCGGCUCUCGCAGACGGGCCUGGCGCUGCUGACGCAGGCCUCCUGCUACCGCUUCAGCGCCAUGGAGGUCAUGCACAAGCUGAUCAACAGCACGCCCCACUUUGUGCGCUGCGUCCGCCCGAACGGCGACGGCGCUGCCAACACCUGGGACACAGGUCUAGUUUCUCAUCAACUGAAGUGCAUGCAAGUUGUGAACACCAUCGCAACCAGGAAAAAUGGAUUCUCUCAGAGGAUACCUUUUGCGGAGUUUCUGAGACGGUACCAAUUUCUGGCCUUCGACUUCGACGAGAGGGUGGAGGUGUCACGGGAGAAUUGCCGUCUCCUGCUAGUGCGUCUGAAGCUGGACGGCUACAUCAUCGGCCGGGAGAAGAUCUUCCUCAAGUACUUCAACGAGGAGUUUAUGAGCAGGCUGUACGAGCGCGAAGUGAAGAAGAUCGCCAAGAUCCAGGCGAUGGUGCGCGCGUUCCUGGUGCGCCGUCGGCGGCGCGCCGGCGCGCCCCCAGACGUCACGCGGCUGCUGGCCAGUGAGUCGCAUCGGCAGCCGCGGCUCUCCAUCACGCCCGAGAUGCACGUGCUGACCGAGCUCGACCCGCCCGACGAGCUCGAGCUCAGUGACUGAGCUGCGGCGGCCGCCCGGGGGCAGCUGAGCGGUCCGCCGCAGCCCACCGGCUGAUCAGAGCUCAGCGGCGAGCUGACGUCCAGAGGCCGGGACGGGCUGAGCGGCGGGCUACAGCUCCUCGUCUGAGCCCUCAGAGCAGCGACACCCGGCCUGAGCGGCUCUCAGGCCGGCGCCUGACGUCCCGGGUGGGUUAUGUCCGUGGAGUCAAUGAAUGGAUUUGGCACCCCAGAAGAUCUUUCAGCUAAGCUUUUAGGUUAAUUCGGUACCCUGGAAAUUUAAAUCUGAGUGCUCGAAUGAAUGUCGGAUGCCUGCAGAUUUCUCGACAGCAUUUAAAAGUACUCUGAAUCCUAGAUUUUUCCGCAAAAUGAAGGGAAAGCUCCUGAAUGCUAGUAAAGACCCUUCAUCAAGUUAAAAUUGGAAGCAGAACCCUACGAAAAUGACUCCAGGUGAUAUGAGAAGAUUCUGUUUUUAAUGAGUAUCUUUUACCACAUGUGUGGGAUUUCGAGCCUGCCACAAAUCGGCCGUAUUCUUUCCUAUCUGGACAGCUUUCAGACUCAGCCUGGUGUCGUCAGUUCAUGGAAACUGCCCACAGAGUAGCUUCCACUAACUGACGACACGAACUGACAUCCUACCCAAGUCACCGGUCACCCAGCGGAGUCAAGUCACUGGUCAUCAAGUCGGCGUCUUUGAAGAUUUAACGACAGCGAGGAGGUGUAGCAGAGCUAACCUGAUUUAAGCACAUCGUAACUUUAAGGCAAUAGCUUUGUAAAUGGGCCCACUGCAUUUCGCUUCAGAGUCCGCGCUUGCAGAGUCCAGCGAUAGAGCUGGGACAUGGAUUUCGUGAUUCAGGAUGCUGGGAGUUCCUUCGGCAAACCCAGGGCAGAGAUCUUGAAUUAUCACGGGACUUUGACGCAGAAUUACAAUGUUGUAAAACUAUUUAAGUCAGAACCUUUGUCGUUUUGUCUUUUGGACUUGUUCUCAGUGCAUUUGGAACCCAGAGCUCAAUACCAUAAUCAUGGUGUUGUGUAUUUCUGGGAUUCGCGCAUUUGACUGCUCUCCUAAGAAGGCUGGCCCAUUCAGAUGCGGCUCGUCAGCUCCGAUAGUGUGAUCUCACCGAGCGAGAUGACCACAGUCUGACCCGUGACCUAGCUGAGUCUGUCUCCGAGUUAGCUGACCUGUAGGACUUGGUCACGAAGACAUGGUGACCUGGCUGCUUCGUGGUACGCUGAUUCUGAAGACACAGUAAGAAGCGACACCCUGGGAAUGUGAGGAGCGGUGCCGUGAGGGAUCAAUUCUGACAAACAGUGUAUCGAAGGAGUUCGACACCAAGAACAGAAGGUGCAUGUGAGCAAAGGUCCUGGAGUGACGGGACAAACUAGUGUGAAGACUUGGCAGUGUUAAGUUGGCCACGAGAUGUCUGUGUUGGUCGUGUCAUCUAAGUAGUAGCAUAUCAGCCUUCAUCGUGCCACUCCGAUCACCAUCACUGAUCUGAAAAUGUAUGGGGGGGAAAGCAAGACAUAAAAGCGCCUCAAGCGCCCAGUUCAAUUGCUGGCCAUAAUAUCUUGCCGAUUUUGAUAAAACAAACUUCAUACCGCUUGAUCACGAACACUUUGGGACAAUUAUUCGGGCCGAAAAUGAUGCCAAAAUGCGAUCCAAAACUUAAGUUUCCAUCCAGUACGGAAUAGGCUUAACCUGCAAAUAAUUCCAUCCCUUGCUAAAACAUAAAAAGUAAAAAUAAAAAAUCAGCCGGGUAUUAUCAAGCCGCAUUUCUACUUGAAACCUACCAUAGCCUGCAAACUUAUCUGUUUCUCUGGUUUCUCGAUUUUGUACGUAAAAGUUGGAAUGUCAAAAAUAACUCAUUCCUAGAGCAUAACAUCGACAAUGCCAUGGACUUUUGGAUAUGUGAAGGCCAUAAGCUCCUUUCAGUGUUAUAGAGUGGAUAG
Molecule: messenger RNA, 5466 nt
Organism: Pollicipes pollicipes
Lineage: Eukaryota; Metazoa; Arthropoda; Thecostraca; Pollicipedomorpha; Pollicipedidae
Product: neither inactivation nor afterpotential protein C
Exons: 23
Coding region: 188-3523 (1111 amino acids)
Biological process (GO): regulation of actin filament length; peptidyl-serine phosphorylation
Cellular component (GO): myosin complex
Molecular function (GO): ATP binding; microfilament motor activity; protein serine/threonine kinase activity
Source: RefSeq, a predicted model, not a curated record